Molecule: messenger RNA, 1278 nt
Organism: Naegleria lovaniensis
Lineage: Eukaryota; Heterolobosea; Eutetramitea; Acrasida; Naegleriidae
Exons: 1
Coding region: 1-1278 (425 amino acids)
Source: RefSeq, a predicted model, not a curated record
AUGUUUUUACACCAUAAAACAACUAGAUCACUAUCGAUAUCCAUUUUCAUCAUUACCACCACACUCUUUCUAUUUUCCGUUCAUCACGUAGCAGCUAUUAUUCAACAUGCCCAAUCAUCAUCAUCAUCUUAUGAAUUUUCAACCACAUCCGACCACAAUACCAUCACGAUCAUGAAUCACGCCAUGAUGAUGAAAACCCUCUCUUCUAGCAUUCCUUCCUAUAACUUUACAUAUGGUGGACGAUUGAGUACAUCCGAAUUGUUACAACAAAUCAUGAUGACCAACAAUACCUCUCGGGAAUCUGCUCUCUCGACCAUUGCCUCUCAAUUCUAUGCGUUUAGGCUUCCAAUCCGAUUUUCCAAUAAUUUAAAUGUCAUCUCGGAACGUAUUGAAGUGAUUGCCUUUGAUCCAUACAAUGGUACCAUCUAUCUCAUCGUGAAUGGCUAUAACGUCGAGUCAUACUUUUAUGGAAAGAAUGCUUCAACGAGCAGUGAUAGUAGCAACAAUAAGAUUGUUCCUUUGUUUUCGGAAAUAAUGUCUCCUUAUUUUCCGACUGCUUUUGAUGGAAAAAGUUUUGUCUUGAUUUUUGAACCCAAUGGUUUUGCCAAUAUUUUGAAACAAAGUGAUAAUGCAACGACAUGUCGAACGGUACUUCACAUGCCCUCUUUUAAAAUGUUUAAUCCUGUGAAUGUGAGAAAUCAAUUUGUGAUUUCCAAUGUAUAUGGAAUGGGUGGAAUUCAAGUGAUGAAUAAGGAAAGUGGAGAAUGCCUCACUUUCAAUAACGAAGGAUAUCUCAAUAAUUUAAUGGCAACAUUUAGUGUGUGUAACAAGACAAAUCCAAAUCAAUUAUUUGUUUGGACAGGUGCAUAUUUGGUUCCAAAAUAUCCAAUCAAUGAUAACAUGUAUCAAGCUCUCAAGAGAGAUUUUGCAUUUGGAACAUCUUUCUUGCCAUUUUCACCAGGAUUUAAGUAUAUUCGAAUGACCAUGCAAUUUGUGACGCCAGCCAACUAUGAUCUUGUUCGUGCCGAUAAGACUUUGAAUUUUACAGACUCCAGUAUUGAACAAUUUUAUAAGGAAAACACGAUACUGAUUGACGACAACUUGAAGGGUAACAUUACAGCCCUAAUUUCACAAGCGCUCAAUUCAAACAUGAUUUCCCAACUUGCUUUCAAGUGGUCUCGUGCAAGCUCAAUGUAUUCGCCUGGCUCUAGCGCUCUUGUUGUUGCAGUAACACUCGUACUGCUUGUGACAAUGUUGGUGCAGACUUCAUAUUUUUAA